Drosophila eugracilis is the source of this 4883-nucleotide messenger RNA. RefSeq lists its product as uncharacterized. The record is from RefSeq and is a predicted model, not a curated record. Lineage: Eukaryota; Metazoa; Arthropoda; Insecta; Diptera; Drosophilidae.
AAGGAAAAACAUACCAGAAUACAUAAAAUAACAAAGGUUUUAUAUUCAAGUCAAUACAGAUAUUAAAUGUUCAGGAUUUUGUUGGAUAUCUUUACUACAUUUAUAAACGUGUGUUCAUAUUAAUUAUUCGAAUCUCUGAAAUGUUAUCAGGGUUAAUAGGGUUUCAAUAUAAUAGCAGUCUUCCCAACUCGAAAUGUGCCCUACUACUAUUAUUUCGACCGUCACUGUACGUCUGGUAAUGUUUUUUUUGGCGCGCACUGCUCUCUCUCUCUCAAUCUCACUCACUCUCUCCGCUGCUGAUUUGCUCUCUCUCUCACGUUCGCCAUGUCCCACCCCCUCGCUCCAUUGUUGUUGCUUUAAGCAUGACAAAGCACCGUAGAAUUUCACAACAGGCCAAAGAGAACUUCAUUACGAUGUUCGUUUUGUUUUUCCACGAAACAACUGUUUACUCUGCUUCUGUCUCUGCCUCUGCUGCUGUCGCUGCCGCCUGUGCUUAUUUCAAUUUCUCUGCCAGCGUUAAAGUUGACGGCGCAGUCGGUGCGUUUACAAAUCGAUGCCAAUAGGUUUGCGACUGUUUGCCGAAACAGACGCCGAAACAGACGGAAACAGACGGUGCUCGCGAGCGGUUGUAACUAACGGUAAAGCUAUAGUACAUCUAUUGCGCGCGUAACGGGGAAAAAUACGGAGCAAUAAAAGCGCAACAGCGCCUCCCAAAUAGCGUAAAUGAAAAAUAGUAAACAAAGUGCUAAAUGAAAGAGAAUGAGACCCAGUCGACAGGACCCAAGAAGACGAUGUUGAUUGAGUGCAUUUCGCGUGACAUUCCCUGAGAGUUUUCUUAAGAAAGAAAGAAGAAAGAAGCAAAGCUCAAGUAGAGCUUCCCUAUUUAAAGCUAUAUAUAAAGCACACCCACCCAUUCACCGAUCGGUUGAGAGGCGUGGCAAAUGAACUUCAAUCCGGCCAGCGUGGUAGCCGCAGCAGCAGCAGCCGCACAUCAGACGUCCCACCAUCAUCAUCAUCCCUAUUUGAGCCACCAGCAAUUGCAACACCACCAAACCACCAUCCAACAGCAACAACAGCUAAUCCCGCUGCCUGUCGGCGGGGGAGGUGGAAAUUUAACAGUGGGGGGCGGCGGCGGCGGCGGCGAUAUAUCCCCCAAAAUCAUGGAGUGGACCAACGACGAUGCUCUGGAACUGAUCGAACAGUAUCGAUGUCACACGGAGCUGUGGAAUCGUGCCGAUCCAAAGUAUAAGGAUAAACUAUGCCGAUUCCGAGCGUGGUCGGAAAUAGCCGAGCGUUUUGGUUGCAGCAAGGCGGAGGUUGAACGGAAGAUGAACGUACUCCUAACUCAAUAUCGGCGGGAGAAACAUAAGAUGUUUGUUAAGAUAUACCAGGGCAUACAGCCCAAUCCGUCCAAGUGGUAUGCCUUCAAACGAUUCGAUUUCAUGGAGGCCGGCGGUGGCAGUUUAAGUGGCGGCAAUUCUGGUGGAUCGGGUGUUAAUGCCUCGAGCGGGAAUCUGGUGCCAAAUCCAGUUUCCUCGUCGGCAGCCGCCGCCGCCCACAAUGGUCUGAAUGGACUGGCGGCCGCGGCAGCGGCCUAUGAAAGCGGUACGAUUGCAGCAGCCGGUAAUGGAGGAGCACCACCCAGCGGACCAGGUGGCGCGGCGCCCGGUUCACAGCCCGCCAUGCAGCAUAGACGCAUUAAGACCAAAGAGCUGAAAUAUUUCGGAGCGAUGGGCCUGAAUAUACCCAUGCUGAUAGCGAGUAGUCAGACGCUGGACAGUUGGAAUACGGCGGGUCAGUACUCGCCGCCGAUAUCGGGCUCUGGAGGCGGUGGCUCCGAUCGUGGAGGAGGUGGUGGUGGAGUGCCACAGCAGCAGUUGCGAGUACCUCUGCCCAUGAGCUAUCAUGGAGGAGCUGGUGGUGGCAGCAGUAGUAGUGAGUUCCAGCAGAGUCCUUUGAAAACCAUGGAUACCUCAGACAAUGAGGAUAACAAUAAUACCAAGGAAGAUGUGGCAGCGGCAACAGCAUUGGGUCAACUGUCCGCGAAGGUGGAGCUACGAUCGCCAGCGGGCGGUGGUCCUGGGGGAGGUGGCUCAAGCAGUAGGGAAGCCAACGAUCCAGCCAGCGAUCCCAUUAAAUCCGAUCGAACCCUGAGCGAAGCCGGCAGCAGUCCCAUACCGAAUACCAACAUGCACGAGGCGCACAAGAAUCACCUGCUUAACAGUCCAGUCGGAGGAAGAGCUGUUACCCCCAGGCAGGCGCACGAGCAGAUGCACCAUCAUCCACACACGCAGCAGCACCACCUGCAGCAGCAGCAACAACAGCAGCAGCAGCAACUGCAACAGCAACAACUACAGCAGCAACAUUUAGCAGCAGCUCAGCAGUUGCAUCAUGGCCAUGAGGAACUCGACAUCAAGCAGGAGCUAGUCGACUAUUUCCAUGGCCAAGCAACUGGCGGCGGUGUUGGCCCUGCACCACCGCCACCACCCGAAUCGCAUCGUUCCUAUAGUUCAGCGGGCGAGGAGAGUCGACUUCAGUUGGCGGACAUGGCCCAGGAUCUGCGGGUCGCUCAGGCGAAGGCCAAUUUUGGAGCUUUUGUUCUGCCACCCAGAGGUAGCGAUGCCAGCACACCCGCGAUGCCUUUAAAUAUGCGAAAACUAACUGGUGCUGGGAGUGCGGGUCAUAUGCUAAUGAAUUCGCUGCUUGGUUCGAGAGAGAGUAUGUCGGAUGGCGAGGAAGCCGAUCCGGAUAACGACGAGGCCACCGAAUCGGCCGCUAGUCCCGGACACAUCAAGAGCAGUGUUUCCGCCCAGGCGGCCGUUGCAGCCUCUGCUUUUUACGCCGAGUCGUUAAAUCGAGAUGAUUGCGAUUUUAUUGGUUCGAAUGUAUCCCUUAAACUGAGAACCAUGGAUCGCACCCAAAGGAUCAUUGCGGAGAAGCUAAUAAGUGAGGUGCUGUACUAUGGUCAGUUCAAUGAGCUGGAACGCUCCGCGCGGAUACAGCCCAAGUGACAGUGGCGCCCCAAGAAGUGGACGACGGCUCCAAUGGGUAACGGAAGUGGUGGGGCCUUGGGUCUGGGCAUCGGUGUGGGUCUGAGCAGGAUCAGGCUGGGCAGGAGCCUCCUUGCCCCGCAGCAUGGCAAGUGAAUUCCAUUUGAAAUAGUCAACAGAUAUAAAAAACAGAAACCAAUACAGAAAACAGUACAACUUAUUUUUAGUUUGGCCAGGAUCGGGGUCACCACUUGUACAAAGCUUGGCAGAUAAAAGUGGCAGCGUUACUUAGGCGGAGAGAGAGUGGAGAAAGGGGAGACGAAAGCAAAGAAGAGCUGGGAGAAAGGUACUUAUUAUAGAAGAGGGAGAGAUGAAGGUGUUUUUUUUGUUUUAGAAUUUCAAAAUUAAAUCGUUUUUAAUGUCCUGCAAAGGCUUGUUAAAGGAAUAAGAUUUGAAGAGUAGAAAAUAAAAUAAUAAAUAAAUAAACUGUCACAAUGUCACAAUUUGAAUAGUUUUUAAAAAUUUUGGUUGACAAACUUUCAUCCAGCAUCUCUCCCUGAGUUAAAAUACAAAAAGGAAACAUAAAACACAAACCAAAGUUACUUUCUAUUCUGUUCGCGAAGGGCUGCAUGCUUUUGUGUCCACAACUUCAAUAUUAAACUAAAUAAAAUACAUAGAUACUAGAUAGGUUAGAAUGGGUCUGGAAAAAUGGGGUCAACGAUACGCCUGAGACAUCUAACUAGCAGAAUCUCAGUAUUACUUAUAAAAUACACUUUACAUAGAUAACAGGAUUAACAAGAAAUAAUAAGGAUAUGAAUCAAAGCAUUUGCCAUAGAUCGAUUCCUUGGGGCCGAUCGUCCACUUCUGGGUGUUAACUGCCCGUCAUUUUGACCUCGCUCUAGAAAAGAAAAGAAAAGAGUAAGAAAAACUUAUCGCAAAGACAAGGAAAAGCGGCUGCUAAAAAGUCAAAGCUCCAAGUUUGGGCACCACUGAAAAAACUCAAGUUCCCGAAUUGCUAAACCUAAACCGUUGAGAAGAGCACUUGUGUAAGAACCUAUAUGUUUUCUAUAUAUAUCUGCAUAUGGGUAUAUGUAUAUGUAAAUGGAUUAAAAAUAUAUAAUAUAUAUAUAUCAUUGUACCUUAUUUUGAAACAGAGAUGUUUUCUUAGUCAAUUAAGUCUGGUCGUCGAAGAGUCACCAAUCCAAAACCCAACAACUGAAACAAACCAACAAGCAACAACAGCAAACUUUUACCUAUAUUAUAUACAAAUACUGUCGUCACUAGUUCGUUAAAGAAACAACAACAACAAAAACAAAAAGCAAAAACUUAUUGUACAUUUUCGUGUUUAUUUUUUUAGGUCCUAAUGAUUUUUGCAUAAUAUUUAAGUAGUUUUUAUUUUUAUAUGCAAAGCAAAGCAGAGCAAAAAACAGAAACAUUGAAUUAAUUUAUAUGAAUAUAUAUAGAUAUAUAUGUAUAUGUAUAUGGUACGUAUGUAUACCUAAUAAAAUAUGGGCAAAUUAGUUAGUCACAUAAACGAGAGAAAGAGAUAGAUGGUUAGUUGAGGAUGAUGAAAUGCAGUUUGGCUUUUGCUGCUGCGUUUUUUAGCCGUAGUUUUUACCUUAGCCUAGAAAAAAAUCAAAAGAAAAAACCAACGAAAGUCCAAACUGAAUAGAAAAAAGUCAUGUGUAAAAAACAAAACUGAAAAUUAGUUGUGAAUAAAUGAAUUGUCUAUAAAAUUAGCGAGAAUUUGAUUGGCAUCGUUGUGCUAGCGUAUGUUGGUGUGAGUGAGUAUGGAAAUUAAACCAAAAUUAGUUUUUCCUGAAUGUGUAAACAGAAGCUAAAAAGAAAACAUAAAUAAAUGUGUGUACCUAUUUGUCUGACAAGCAUUGUAAA